AUGAUUUAUACAAUUAAAAAUGAUGACUUUUAUCGAUAUAUUGAAGAUUUAUUGCCCAUAUUAAAUGAAUUUAUCCAAACCUAUCAAGAAAAAGUUGAUGUUGAUUUUUGGAAUCGUAUAGUAGAUUUAAAGCAUGGACGAUUAGGUUCAGGUAGCACUGAAUAUAUUACUGGUUGGAUAUUAAAACUAUUUUUUUAUAUUAAUGGGAAAAAUUCAAAUACAAUUCUAUUUUCGGAUAUUCACUUAGAUUCAAUACGUGUACCAGCUGAAGUUGAAAAUUAUUCUACUGGUUUAAAAAAGCCUUGUUAUGUGUUGGGAGGAUUUUAUGGUAUUGAUUCAACACUAGACCAUAUUCAUAAACCAGUGAUGAGUUUAUCUGUUAUUGAAGAUUUAACAACAGUUACAAGUCUUUCAGAUAAAACAAAACAUGAAAAAUGA
Rotaria sp. Silwood2 is the source of this 438-nucleotide messenger RNA. NCBI's taxonomy places the organism in Eukaryota, Metazoa, Rotifera, Eurotatoria, Philodinida, Philodinidae. The record is from the annotation of a GenBank genome assembly.